Pleuronectes platessa (European plaice) is the source of this 1349-nucleotide messenger RNA. RefSeq names its product bone morphogenetic protein 8a (gene bmp8a). NCBI's taxonomy places the organism in Eukaryota, Metazoa, Chordata, Actinopteri, Pleuronectiformes, Pleuronectidae. The record is from RefSeq and is a predicted model, not a curated record. Gene Ontology annotation, biological process: SMAD protein signal transduction. Gene Ontology annotation, molecular function: growth factor activity; cytokine activity. Gene Ontology annotation, cellular component: extracellular region.
UCUGCAGUGGAGCAGGAGCGGGACCUCCUGCAGCCUCGGCCCUACUGGAAGGAGUUCCGCUUCGACCUCACCCCCCUCCCUCAGGGGGAGACCGUGACAGCAGCCGAGUUCCGGAUCUACAAAACCCUGACGAUGGGUCAGAGGGCGAAUCGGACGUUGCACAUCUCGGUGUACGAGAUCCAGAGAGAGAACAGACACAGGGAGCCGGAGCUGGUGCUGCUGGACAUGCAGUCGGUGCCCGCAGGCCAGGAGGGCUGGCUGGCCUUCGACGUCACCACGGCCUCCAACCACUGGCUGCUCCACCCGCGCAGCAACCUGGGAAUCCGCCUGUACGUGGAGACGGAGGAGGACCGCUCCCUGUCCGCGGGCUGGAUCGGCCUGGUGGGCCGCCGGGGCCCCCGCUCCAAGCAGCCCUUCAUGGUGACCUUCUUCAGGGAGAGCCAGGUCCCGUGCCGGCCCCCCCGAGCCGUCAAGCCUCACCCCCGCAGGAAGAAACCCAAAUACGACCUCCCGGUUCCCAGCAUCCACAAUCGGAGUCCGGCCAACAGCGGGGGUCAGCCGUGUAAGAAGCACGAGCUCUACGUCAGCUUCAGUGACCUGGGAUGGAAGGACUGGGUUCUGGCUCCGACUGGAUAUUCGGCCUACUACUGUGACGGAGAGUGUUUCUAUCCUCUGGGCUCCUGCAUGAACGCCACCAACCACGCACUCAUCCAGCAAGUGGUUCACCUCCUGAAGCCGGACGAGGUCCCGAAGGCGUGUUGCGCUCCCACCAAGCUCAGCCCGAUCUCCGUCCUCUUCUACGACGACAACAACAACGUGAUCCUCAAGAAGCAUCGAAACAUGGUGGUGAAGACCUGCGGGUGUCUAUGAUGACUGGGGAACUCAAACCAGUGACACGCUGGUUCCACUGUACUGGGAUCACUUUGUCUCCCACAGAGUUUUUACUGAAAAGCUUUAAAUCUUUAAAUCACAUUUUCCAGACUGAGGAAAUUUGUUUAUGUUCAGAAUGUUUAUUUUUCAAUCCGUCCUGUGGCUGAAUCUCAAUCUUUGACUCUAAAGCUGUCGGCUCCUUUGUUUGGAGCAAAGCUUGAAUGAUGAAGGACGUUUAAAAGCACAAAUGUUAAACUGCAUUAAACAUUAGAAUCUUCUUCCUCUUCCUCUUCCUCACCUGGAGACAAACUCUCACACAUGUUUUUUACAGGUUUCAGUGACUCAGAUGGCAAAUGAUGUUUAACGGCUCCACACGCCGUUAGUGAUGCCUGGUUUGUUUUUGUUGUUUUCAACAUGAAUCUAUAAGAAGAGAAUUUUACAAAUGUAUUCAAUGAAUAAAGAUAUUUACAUUAUCUUCA